This is a messenger RNA of Mercenaria mercenaria, 1691 nucleotides long. RefSeq names its product kyphoscoliosis peptidase-like. The record is from RefSeq and is a predicted model, not a curated record. Lineage: Eukaryota; Metazoa; Mollusca; Bivalvia; Venerida; Veneridae. The transcript has 5 exons. The coding region runs from base 167 to 1516 and encodes 449 amino acids.
GUCGAUGAAAAUAAAUCACUUAUCUUAUGACUAUAAUCAUAUUUAUCUAAGAUAGGUAAUGUCAGAUUGGUAUAUACAGGAAGUAAUAAACUUUUUUCUAUUUCUGACCAACCUGUGUAUCUGAAAGGUUUAAAACAUUUUAACAUUUCUAAGAAGUCACUACAAGAUGGGAUGCUGUUCUUCAAAACCAGAAACUGUCCCCAUAAAGCAAAACAGCAUCCAUCGUAAUUAUGUAAAUGUUAAAGAACCGGCAAGGAGUAGACAAACAGACCAGGAGAAUUUAAAUCAAUAUCAGAAAAUAGAUGAACAUGCUCGAAAGGCUCCAAACAGUGUGAAAAAUUCUGCAGAAGAAUUGGUGAAGUACAUGUCCACUGUCUCCAAGGAUCCUAGAAUGUUGGCAAGAGGUUUUUUUGUCUGGAGUUCAGAAAACAUCAGGUAUGAUGUGGAAGGAUAUUUUGGAAGAGCUGCAAAAGCUCCAAAUGAUGCCGACUCAGUAAUGAAAAAUGGCAGAAGCGUGUGUGAGGGUUACGCCAGUGUCUUUGAAGUGUUAUGCAGGAAAGCAGGUAUUCCAGUAAAGAAGAUUUCUGGGUUUUCAAAAGGUUACAGCUAUUCAGCUGACAAACCAUACACUCUAAACACAAGAACAAAUCAUGCUUGGAAUGCAGUUGAGCUUGAGGGGAAAUGGUACCUUAUAGACAGUACCUGGGGAGCUGGCCAUCUGGACAGUGAAACUAAUUCCUUCAAAAAACAAUUUGAUGAUUUCUACUUCCUUACUGAUCCGAAACAAUUUGUUUCUGCUCAUUUUCCUUACAUGGACAACAACUUAGUGGAAAGUCAGAAAUGGCAACUACUGCCUAAACCACUCAGUCUUGAGGAAUUCAACAAAAAUGUUGAAUUUAAACCAGAGGCUUUCAGGCUUGGAGUUCUGGCUACCAGUCAUCCACAAGCAUAUUUUGAAAUGAAGAAUGAAGUGAAGAUGACAUUCAAAAGUAAAGAAAAGAAGGAGAUUGCUAUUAUGGCAAGACUGAUGUUGAAGGAAGGAAACUGGUUGAAAGAACAACGAAACACAACAUUUGGAUAUCUGGAAAAUGGAGUUUACAAAUUAUUGGUACAUCCAAAAAGUCCUGGAACUUAUCAGUUGACUAUAUUUGGUAAACUUGUUUCUGAUGACAAAAAUGAAAAAUUUCCAGAAAUUAUGGAAUACAUUAUCAAAUGUACUGAAGUCAAGGACAAGGACCAUGAAUAUCCAGUGGCAUUUGGAGCAGCUAGCACUGAAAGAUGCAUUCUACAUGAGCCUCUGAGGGGAAAUCUACCUGCAAACACUCAAGUCAAGUUCCGGGUGUCUGCUCCCCACCUCGAUCACAUCAAGGUUGAACAUACAUACCUGGAGAAAUCAGGAACCAUGUUUACAGGAAAUAUAACCACACAUGCUCCAGGAUAUCAAGUGUCCAUGUUUGGUAAAAGGGGAGAAAAACAUGGCAAACUGGAUGGCUUGUAUCAAUUUUACACAGUUUGACUUUAGAAGACAGCAACAUCAAGUGUACUGUUUAACAGACUGUUUCAGUUUGAUGUUAAUCAAAUUUAACAUUAUGCAGAAACCAUAAGUAAGCAUCUGUAAAUGUUAUGCUGUUGUAAAUUUUAACUGAGAAUAAAUUAAGUGUGAUAUUUGUUUUAUUAAAAAAUAAUAAAUA